Vigna unguiculata (cowpea) is the source of this 3312-nucleotide messenger RNA. RefSeq names its product putative receptor-like protein kinase At3g47110. Lineage: Eukaryota; Viridiplantae; Streptophyta; Magnoliopsida; Fabales; Fabaceae. Gene Ontology annotation, molecular function: protein kinase activity; protein binding; ATP binding. The record is from RefSeq and is a predicted model, not a curated record. Gene Ontology annotation, biological process: protein phosphorylation.
AUAAAUUGCUUACAAAAAAAUGAAGCGUUUCUCUCUUUUGUUUUGGUUUAUAUAUGUUCCCCUGCUUUUCCACUCUACAUGCAACUCCAAACACACUGUUUUUGCUUCAGAAAGUGAGAUCGAUCAUAUGGCACUUAUCAAAUUCAAAGAAUCAAUAUCGAGUGACCCAAAUGGAAUCUUGGUUUCUUGGAACACUUCAAUUCACUUCUGCAAUUGGUAUGGAAUCACAUGCCAUCCCACACUUGGAAGGGUUACUGAGCUGAACUUGCAAGGGCACAUGUUGAAAGGGUAUAUAUCUCCUCAUAUAGGUAAUCUCUCUUACACGAGAAGAUUUGAACUUGCAAACAACAGUUUCUAUGGCAAUAUCCCACUAGAAGUGGGAAGAUUGUCCCAAUUGCAGAUAUUUGAUGUUCAAAAUAACACAUUGGUAGGAGAAAUUCCUUUGAAUUUGACACAUUGUACUCAGCUCAGAAGUUUAUAUUUGUAUGGAAACAAUCUGAAGGGAAGAAUACCUACUGAAAUCGGAUUGCUCCGGAACAUUCAGUUUUUGAACUUUGGUCAAAACCAGUUAACAGGACAAAUUCCAUCUUCCAUCGGGAAUCUUUCUUCAAUAACAGAACUCUUUCUUAAUAAUAACAUCUUAAAAGGAGAAAUUCCACAAGAAAUAUGUCAUCUCAAAAGCUUGGUGAUUGUAGCUUUAGGUAUUAACAAUCUGAGUGGAUCAUUUCCCUCCUGUCUUUACAAUGUGUCAUCUCUUAUUCGAAUUAAUUUAGUGGAAAAUCAAUUUAGUGGCCCUCUUUCACCCAACAUGUUCCACUCCCUCCAAAAUCUCCAAGUACUUUUCCUUGCUAACAACAAAUUCUCAGGUCCAAUCCCACCUUCCAUUGCAAAUGCAUCCAGUCUUUCAAUCCUUGGUCUCUCUUUAAACCGUUUUGUGGGAAGAGUUCCAAGUCUUGGAAAACUACAAGAUCUUUAUCACCUAAAUUUGGCUUAUAACAAUUUAGGUCAUUUGCCAAAUUCUUUGGGAAAUUUGUCCACCCAACUAAGUAAAAUAUAUCUCGGAAACAAUGAGAUAUAUGGAGAAAUCCCUGAGGCAAUAGGAAAUUUAGUUGGCUUAACUCUCUUGACAAUGUUUAAUAACCACGUUGAUGGGAUUAUCCCAACAACUUUUGGGAAGUUAACAAUGCUUCAAGCGUUAAGCUUACUGGGAAACAAGUUAUCUGGAAAGAUAGAACCCUGCAUUGGAAACUUAAGUCAAUUGUUUCAUUUGGACCUACGCGCAAAUCGGUUCGAAGGGAGUAUUCCUCCAAGUAUAGGAAAUUGUCAAAUGCUACAUCAUUUAGAUCUUUCACUGAACAAUCUCACAGGAACCAUUCCACCAGAGCUUUUUAAUCUUUCCUCUCUAUUUAGCAAGUUCGAUUUGUCACGUAACUCAUUGAGUGGUAGUAUACCAGAUGAAGUGGGAAAUAUACACAAUAUUAUCUUUCUAGAUAUGUCAAACAAUCAUAUAUCUGGUCACAUUCCUCUUGGUGUUGGAAAAUGCGUAAUGUUAGAGUACCUCUUUUUGCAAGGGAAUUCUUUACAAGGAGUCAUACCAUCUUCUUUGGCAUCACUUAAAAGCAUUACAGUUUUGGACCUCUCACAAAACCAUUUGUCUGGAUCAAUUCCAAAUUUCCUGCAAAACCUUUCUUUCUUGCAGUAUUUGAAUGUAUCUUUUAACGUAUUGGAAGGUGAAGUACCCACUAAAGGUGUCUUUGGAAAUGUAAGUGUAUUGGUGGUGAAUGGAAACAGUAAGCUUUAUGGAGGUAUUUCUGAAUUGCAUCUACCACCAUGCCCUGUUAAAAGUGAGAAACAUGCAAAACACCACAAAUUCAGAUUGAUAGUGGCGAUAUUAAGUGUAGUUGUUUUUCUCAUUGUACUAUCAUCUACCUUUGCUAUCUAUUGGUCGAGGAAAGAGGGGAAGAAACCUUCCCUUAAUUCAUCAACAAUUGACCAACUGGCUAAAGUUUCCUACCAAAGCUUGUACAAUGGAACUGAUGGGUUCUCAACUACAAACUUGAUAGGGUGUGGGAAUUUCAGUUCUGUCUACAAAGGAACUCUUGAGCUCCAAGACAGAGUUGUUGCCAUAAAGGUUCUAAACCUGCAAAGAAAAGGAGCUCACAAGAGCUUCGUGGCCGAAUGUAAUGCACUCAAAAAUAUUAAACAUCGAAAUCUUGUUCAGAUUUUGACAUGUUGUUCCAGCACAGAUUAUAAAGGUCAGGAAUUCAAAGCUUUGAUCUUUGAGUACAUGAGAAAUGGAAGCUUAGAGCAAUGGUUGCAUCCUACCACAACAAGUGUUGAGCAGCCAAGAACAUUGAGCCUUAAGCAAAGAUUAAGUAUCAUGAUUGACGUAGCUUCUGCAUUACAAUAUCUUCAUCAUGAAUGUGAGCAACCGAUCAUUCAUUGUGAUUUGAAGCCAGGCAAUAUCCUUCUUGAUGAUGACAUGAUUGCUCAUGUAAGUGAUUUUGGCAUAGCAAGACUUCUCUCAACAACCAAAGGUAUUACCUCCAAACAAUCAAGUACAUUUGCAAUAAAGGGGACCGUUGGCUAUGUUGCUCCAGAGUAUGGAGUGGGUGCUGAAGUGUCAACUUAUGGCGACAUGUUCAGCUUUGGAAUUCUGAUGUUGGAAAUGCUUACCGGGAGAAGACCAACAGAUGAAAUGUUUGAAGAUGGUCAAAAUAUUUGUAACUUCGUUGCAAUUUCAUUUCCCAGUAAACUUUUUCAAAUUUUAGAUCCGCGACUUAUUCCAAUUGAGGAAAAUGAUUGGAAUCUGAAUCCAGAUGUUGAGAAGUGCCUAGUUUCACUUUUUAGGAUUGGACUUGCCUGUGCCAUGGAAUCACCAAAAGAAAGAAUGGAUGUGGUUGAUGUCAGCAGGGAGCUUCAUCAAAUUAAAAAAGCUUUUGCUAGUUGUUGUGCUUGGAAAUGAUCCUUCAAUGUCCAUACUGUGUCAAGGUGUUGAUACUACAACAAAAACAAUUUUUACUAGAGGUUAUUUAUGGCAUUUUCGGGGGUUUUAUCCCCCGUUAAAAGAGUUUCCAGUGGUUUAUUUUUUUCCUAGAAAAACUAGCGUUGUUAACGGAUUACCGACGGUUUUGACUAACCCCUGGUAAAACGACACUUACCGGCGGUUUUGAAACCCCUGGUAUUUACCGACGGUUUCAAACCCCUGGUAAUUACCGGUGGUUUCAAACCCCUAGUAAUUACUGGCAGUUUUAAAUUCCCUGGUAAUUAUCGGUGGUUUCAAAAUCCCUGGUAAUCCCUAGUAUUUAUCUG